AUGUCCUCAGAACCAUCCUCGUCCUCCCCAAAGCGUGCGGCCUCUGACGAGCCUUUUCAGGAUCCGUCGCGCGCUGUCAAAUCCCAGCAGUCGUCUGUCCCUUUCACCGCAGAUCGCAUCCCCAACGGCGACAUCGACGCAUACAUGGCAGAGCAAGAAGGAUCUGACGGCGAGGCCACCCUUUCUUCCCCUACAAAGAGGCUGGCCACAGUAGAAGAACUGUCCAAAGCCCCCAUGCGCGUCAACGAGACCUGGUACGUUGUCUCCCCCUCCUGGUACAAGCGGUGGCGGAAAGCGCUCUCUGGCGAAGUAGACAAGGAAGGGCCAGUCAAAGAGGCCGACAUUGGUCCUGUCGACAAUUCGGACAUUGUGUCUUCCACCGAUGCAAAUGACAUAAAUCAAAACGUGGCCCCGGAUGAUUUGGUGUACGUGCCACAGCAGGUCUGGGAAUGGUUCACCCGUUGGUAUGGCCAGCCACACCAAUCGUUACCCCGCAAGGUGGUUGCCAGGGGAGUACAGGCGGAGCUUUCACUCGAGCUCCAUCCUCUCAAAAUCAGGAUGCAUAUAUUAUCUGCAGAUACUGCCAGCCAACCUGAGACACCGCCGCGCUAUGCGACCGUAUCCUCGGUGGCAUCGGUUACCGACUUGGUUACCACAUUGGCUACAUCUAUGUCCGAUCUAGCUGCUACUUCGUCAUGGAGAGCAUGGAAACUCGCCGACGACAGCCGUCCGCUGGAUUCAUUGUACUGCACUUCAACGCAGCUGAAGGAGCGCGGCGCCACAUUAGUAGACCCAAGUACUCGGUCGGUAGAGGAUGCGCUAAUCCAAUCCGGCGACUCCUUCGUAUAUGAGGAAGAGAGCCUAACCUCGUGGGUAGUCGAUGCUAACACUGUGUCUGCACAGCCAGUCGCCGCAUCUGCAUCGACAUCGGAGCCGAUAACCACCAACAGCACCCCGCCGAAGGUUUUCGGUUCGGAUGGCGAUUUCUUCAGUCAGAUGCAGGCCAAACUGACCUCGCCUGCGAAGACGUCCUUGGCCGCUCCCUCUGCUCUAAAGCCAUCGGUUACUAUUAAGCCGACUUCUGCCACAUCCUCGCGCUAUAAAGCGUCGUCCUUGGAGCCGGGGACGUUGGGUCUUGGAAAUAUGGGCAAUACCUGCUUCAUGAAUUCUGCGCUGCAAUGUCUUGCGCAUACCAAGGAGCUAAUGGAUUAUUUCCUGACUGGUGUAUUCGAGGAGGAACUGAACCCUGACAAUCCUCUCGGUAUGCAGGGAGCCAUCGCUCAAGCAUUUGGCGCUCUUCUCCAGCGCAUCUGGGCUACAGGCUCAUCUAGCACAUCAUACUCGCCGCGCGAGUUUAAGCAGGCGUUGCAGCGAUUCGCGCCGCAGUUUAGUGGGUAUCAGCAACAUGACUCACAGGAGCUUGUGGCGUUCUUACUCGAUGGGCUGCAUGAGGAUCUCAACCGUGUCCUGAAGAAACCAUACGUGGAGAAACCUGACUGGGAGGGCGGGGGAGACAAGGAGUUGGUCGGAUUGGCUAACGAGUCUUGGCAAGGCUACAUGAGGAGGAAUGAUAGUGUCAUCGUCGACCUCUUUCAAGGCCAAUAUCAAAGUACGCUCGUUUGUCCUGAAUGCGAAAAGGUCUCGAUAACGUUUGAUCCGUUCAUGUAUCUCACUCUUCCGCUUCCGAUUCAGAAGAAAUGGAAGCAUGCGAUCUAUUAUGUACCGUGGAGCCUGGCAAAGCCACAUGUGAAGAUACCGGUCGAAAUAAACAGGGACGCCUCUUUCAAAGACCUACGGCAACUGCUGGGUCGUUGGAUGGAUGCUGAUCCUGACUGUCUAUUGACGAUGGAAACAUUCAGCUCGCGUUUCUACAAGGACCUUGACGAUACCUGUCUUGUCGGUGAGAUGAACGACAAUGACAUUAUCGUAUGCUUCGAGUUGCCAUGCCACGCGCAACAGAGCAGGACGUACAAGCAGAGCCCAGAUGACCCAGUUAUCAUCGCCGUCAACUUAUGUGAUAUUCCUGCACGUCAAGCCUAUCGCUCCCAAAAUCUCUUCGGGUACCCGUUUGUCAUCGUGCUAGACCAAGAACAGGCAGCUGAUCCCGAUGCUGUAUAUGAAGCUAUUAUCGAUCGACUACAGCGGUGGACCGACAAUGCUCGAGAUCUCUUUACCUGGGAAGCUACUACACCUGAUUCGCUAAAGCCAGUUCGAAUACCUCUUUCUGGUUCCGCGGUGGUGAAUUCCAUCACCGAGAUCAAGGAGAACGGUGAUGUUGUGACAGUCCAGGAGCCGACUAUAGAGGAAGGCGAUAUCACCGACGAGAAGGCGACCGUUGUACAAGAGUCAGAUGAAGUGCCUAUGGAGAUUGAUGCCGACGAAGAGGUCCGCAAAGUCGGCGUCAAGAAGGACAUUUUCAAACUUCGCAUUCAAGCUUGUGAUGCCAAGUAUGGCAUUGGUUAUGGCUCGUAUGGCACAUCUAUCCAGCGUUUCGAUUUAUGGGAAUUUUACGCGUCGCAAACGAAGGAUCUGCCGGAUGGAUCGUCAGCACCAGUCCUGCGCGAAAACAGCAUACUCCUUGCUGAGUUCGAUGAAAACAUGAAGGCAUACUACUUCGGUGAUGGCGAUGGACGCUGGGAUAGUGCGCGAUGGGAUAGAUGGCAAGCUUUUGAACACCCUGAGUACAUUGCCAGUCGACAAGCGGCGGCUUCUAUGAAAAACAAGGGCAUCUCGCUUCAAGAUUGCUUGGACGAGUUCACACGGGAGGAACAACUUGGUGCAGAUGAUCUUUGGUAUUGCCCACGCUGCAAGAAGCACCAGCAAGCCAUGAAACGAUUUGACCUCUGGAAGGUGCCGGAUGUACUUGUCGUUCAUCUAAAGCGAUUUAGUAACAGCCGGACGCUACGCGAUAAAAUUGACACAUUCGUUGAUUUUCCCAUUAACGGUCUUGACAUCUCGCCGAUGGUAGGUGAACGCCAAGUCGCCCAAAGACUAGUCGAGCAAGGGGUGGACAUAGCUCAGCUCGGAUUGAGUGACAUCGACGAACCGCUCAUAUACGAUCUCUACGCCGUCGAUGAGCAUCUUGGAGGUCUCGGAGGCGGUCAUUAUCGCGCAUAUGCAUACAACGAUACUACCGACAAGUGGUACCACUUUGAUGAUUCUUAUGUCUCACCGGUUCAACCAGAGGCGGCAGUGAAUGCCAACGCUUAUCUUCUCUUUUAUAAGAGGCGUACAUCCCGGCCCCUGGGAGGCAAGAGUCAUGCAAUGGUUGAGGCCGCUAGGACGAAGGCAACUGUUUCAUCGACAUCUACCCAGCCGGUUGAUCCACCAGCCCAGACCGUUCUUACACCUCCGACAACAGAAUCAAAUAAUAGUGUGGCUCCACAACUCGCCUCACUAGCUGGAUUGAGGUCGUUUACCGACGAUUGGCCCACCCAAUCACAACUUUCCCCGGCAUCUUCUCCUCCUCCGCUCGAUGACGGUGAACCACCAUCAUUCGAAAAUGCUCAAUUUGAUAGUGUCCUUCAAACUUCUUUGGAUCCUCUCGCCAUAUCCACACAUCGGUUCGACUAUCCCAGUUCGUCGUCGAGAGACUCUCCGACCUCAUCCAUAGAAGCGUUACCGGAUAUGGAUGAUGCGGAGAAUGCUGAGCAGCAUAUCGAACUCGAUGAGACUCAGGUAUCCUCCUUUGAACAAACUUUACGAAGAGCUGGGUUUGAGUCUUCUGUGGCAAGAAGAUCUUCACCCAGCUCAUGGAGUUUGGACGGGCCUCCUACCUAUUCCGAUGACGACCAAGACGAAAUAGAAUCUGUAGGUGCCGUGCGUAGCGGCACUCCUCUGUCGGACAUUGAUGUAUAG
Molecule: messenger RNA, 3858 nt
Organism: Fibroporia radiculosa
Lineage: Eukaryota; Fungi; Basidiomycota; Agaricomycetes; Polyporales; Fibroporiaceae
Exons: 8
Coding region: 1-3858 (1285 amino acids)
Biological process (GO): protein deubiquitination
Molecular function (GO): cysteine-type deubiquitinase activity
Source: RefSeq, a predicted model, not a curated record